GUGGGUGCGUUGUUGAGCUGCUUUAUCAAAAGUUUUUUGAACAUUGAACGAUGAAGUUGACUCUGCUCUUGGUUAUAUUUGCCACUGCGACUCUUGCACAAGAUCUAACACCCUUUGAUUUUGAUUGGAGGGAAUUGAAAAGUGUUUGGGAGUCGCCUGAACUUCUUCCGACAUUGAAGAAGAUUGACCCAUCGUACGAUGCAACUGUACGAGGCGGCCGAAUUAUUGGUGGAAGUAUCGCUAAAGUUGGACAAUUUCCUUUCUCAGUUUUACUUAUAAUUGACAACGCUUAUUGGUGUGGUGGAUCUUUGUUGAAUGCUAAUUGGGUUUUGACUGCUGCGCAUUGCAUAGAUGGCCGAAAACAAGCGUCUAUCUACUCAAUGACUGAUAUUAAUGUUGGAUAUUAUUGGGUUUCUUCAUCAGCCAAAUUCAUCAUUCAUGAAUCCUACAGUGAAUCAUCGAACAAUGUUGUUAACGACAUCGCUCUUAUUAAAACAACUUCAGCUGCUCCAAACAAUGCCUACACAGCUUACAUAAGUUUACCCAGAAACGAAGUUAGCAACACUUUUGCUGGUACAACUGCGACUAUCCAAGGAUUUGGACGUUACUCGGAUGCAAGUGAAGAUGUUUCAACUGUUCAGCGAUAUGUUUCAGUUCCAAUCUUGACAAACAGUCAGUGUACAGGUACCUGGCCUGUAACUGCUUCCCAACUUUGCACAAAUACUUCCGGAGGAAGAAGUUCAUGCAAUGGUGACAGCGGUGGUGGAUUAUUCGCUGGUGAUGUCAACACCCACAGCUCAUCAAGACGUGUCAUUGGAAUUGUUUCAUUUGGGGCAGUAAAAUGUGCAGCAGGAUAUCCUUCGGUCUACACAAGAGUUACAAGCUUCAUUGGUUGGAUUGACAACAAAAUGGCAUCAAAUUAAAAAUAUUUUUCGAUUGUUCAAUUUUUUUAUGGUUGGCAUAAUAAAAAUUAUGAAUUGAGAAUGUUUUAUGACUUACAAAAAAAUAUUUUCCGC
Molecule: messenger RNA, 1016 nt
Organism: Clunio marinus
Lineage: Eukaryota; Metazoa; Arthropoda; Insecta; Diptera; Chironomidae
Source: the annotation of a GenBank genome assembly